AUGGCGAGCGAGUUCCAGUCAGCAAUGACCAUCCGGUCGCUUCGCAUUCUGAAAAACGAGCUCGAAUUCCUUGCAGACUCAUCCGUCAUUCAGCGAGACCAACUCAACGCCAUCCUGGCUCAACUACCUACCGAGACCGACGCUCGCGCAGCUGCCGCUCGCCAGAAUCAAACCACCCCGUCCCCAUUGUCGGUGCAACCCCUGCCUCUACCUAUUCGGGCGCAGCCUCCUCCUGCCCCCUACUCGCCACCAGUGUCGCAGCCAUCCAGCUUGCCCAUGCAUGAGAAGGCGCCUGCGUACGGCCAGUAUGCUACUCCGCCUCCUGUGGCGCCGCCGGCAUACCCUCAGGCCCCACCGUCGCUGGGCUUCGCAACUGCCCUGUGGGCAUACACCCCAACAGAUGCGGGCGAUCUGGCGCUGGCGCAGAAUGAUCGUAUUGUCGUUUUGGAGCACAUGAAUGAUGACUGGUGGCGUGGUCGCAACGAACGUACCGGCAAGGAAGGUAUCUUCCCCAAGAGCUAUGUGAAGCCGCUCGACGAGAAGGCGGGUAUCUACUCACCCCCUCCACCUACGAACUAUGGCAAUAUGCCUCUCGCUGUCGCCCAAAGUGGGUCGAACCCGGCCUCCAACGAUCCAGAACAGAAGAGCAAGUUCGAGGAAAACGGCAAGAAGUUCGGCAAGAAACUGGGUAAUGCCGCCAUCUUCGGUGCGGGUGCCACGGUUGGUUCCAACAUUGUGAAUAGCAUUUUCUAA
Molecule: messenger RNA, 753 nt
Organism: Penicillium oxalicum
Lineage: Eukaryota; Fungi; Ascomycota; Eurotiomycetes; Eurotiales; Aspergillaceae
Product: SH3 domain-containing protein
Exons: 4
Coding region: 1-753 (250 amino acids)
Biological process (GO): protein transport to vacuole involved in ubiquitin-dependent protein catabolic process via the multivesicular body sorting pathway
Cellular component (GO): ESCRT-0 complex
Molecular function (GO): protein binding
Source: RefSeq, a predicted model, not a curated record